Ramularia collo-cygni is the source of this 1437-nucleotide messenger RNA. Its product is annotated as related to longevity-assurance protein LAG1. Gene Ontology annotation, cellular component: membrane. Gene Ontology annotation, molecular function: sphingosine N-acyltransferase activity. NCBI's taxonomy places the organism in Eukaryota, Fungi, Ascomycota, Dothideomycetes, Mycosphaerellales, Mycosphaerellaceae. The transcript has 2 exons. The record is from RefSeq and is a predicted model, not a curated record. Bases 1 to 1437 code for a protein of 478 amino acids. Gene Ontology annotation, biological process: ceramide biosynthetic process.
AUGCCUCCACCACCAGCCCAAACCGAGUCGUUCCCGCCUCUUUCCCCAACAUUCACGCCUCCAGUCGAGGGUUUACAURGCGCGCCGGCCAGCAGGCCGCAGCCUCGACGACGAAAGAGCUCGAACCUGGGCGCCGAUCCUCGAGGUGAUACUGGAGGCACUGCAUUCGCGACGCGGAAUCUCUCUCAACUCCAACCAUUGUCGCCGCCGACUACGCCCAACUCCCAAAAGCCCACGCGUCCGUCGAAGAGGAGGAAGGCCAAGAGCGUGCUCAAUCGUUGCAAGCGUAUGUGUCUCAAGCACACGUGGGUUAUACCAUUAGUGCUCAUUCUCAUCGUUCUGGGACUUUACCUUGUCAGUCCGGGCGAGCACAACCCGCUGCACUAUGCCAUCUUCCUUUCGUACGCGAAUCCACCGUUGAACGAGCGGACCGACACCCUGCCUGCACAUGUCGGCAAUGUCACGCAAUAUGGAAAGGGGCCCAAGGAUCUGGCAUUCGUCGCCUUCUACAUGAUUGUGCUGUCAUUCACGAGAGAGUUCUUGAUGCAGCGUUUGAUCCGUCCCAUUGCCAUCCGGUGUGGCAUUCGAGCAAGAGGAAAGCAGAGCAGAUUUAUGGAACAAUUCUAUACGGCCCUAUACUUUGCUGUAUUUGGACCCUUUGGGGUGUACGUGAUGAGCAGGACGCCAGUGUGGUACUUCAACACUGCAGGAAUGUACGAAGGCUUUCCCCACAGAGCACACGAGGCUGUAUUCAAGGCAUACUACCUGCUACAGGCUUCAUACUGGGCACAGCAGAGUUUGGUCAUGAUGCUCAUGCUUGAGAAGCCGCGAAAGGACUUCAAGGAGUUGGUACUGCAUCACAUCAUCACCUUGUCGUUGAUCGGACUGAGCUACCGCUUCCACUUUACGUAUAUUGGAGUUGCUGUGUACAUCACACACGACAUCUCUGAUUUUUUCCUGGCGACCUCCRAAUGCUUCAACUACAUCGAUGCGUGGUUCACACCUGGAUACUUUGGUCUUUUCAUCGCGGUCUGGGCAUACCUUCGUCACUACCUCAAUCUUGUCAUCCUUGCCUCUCUGCUCCCCAACGGCGACUUUGCGACUAUCGGACCAUACGAGCUGAAUUGGGAGACGCAACAAUAUAAGUGCCUCCUUUCCCAGACCAUUACGUUCGCUUUGCUCGCAGUCCUGCAAGCUGUCAACAUCUUCUGGUUCGUACUCAUUAUCCGGAUCCUGGUGCGAUUCCUGUCGACCAGUGAGGCAAAGGACGAAAGGUCCGAGGAUGAAGACGAGACGGAGCUCGAUUCAGUCGAGGACACCCCAAAGGCGAACGGCGAUGCCAACACUCCUCAGGUCACUCUCAACGGCGAGCCAUUCAGUUCAGCCGAAGCAUCUGGCACGGGCGUCGACGGUAAAUCUGGGUUGAGGAAACGGUAG